CACAAAGAUAUAGCACUCCAAAAGAAAAAGAAGACUGCUUCCAGUUUUUAUAUGAGAGCUGCUGUCACUGCAAUAGCAAGUCAUAGGAGGUUGUUGCUGCCAGUGUUACAAUCGUUCCAGACAUCAAUUACAACUAACAGAAACAGAACCAUUGUCAGAAACAUCAUGUCUGAAAUGGAUCCAACCUCUUUCGCUAGACCAAGAUUGGUGACCAAAAAGGUUCUUGCCAAGCAUCAACGUGAAGGGGACGGUGCUAUUGUCAGGAGAUGCAUUGGAAGGAGUGAAUUGAAGUCUUUGGAUCCUUUUCUUAUGAUGGAUGAUUUUUCAGUGUCUCCACCUGCUGGAUUUCCUGAUCAUCCUCACAGAGGUUUUGAAACUGUUACAUACAUGACACAGGGGGGUAUCACCCAUCAAGACUUUGCUGGGCAUAAGGGUACAAUUCACACUGGUGAUGUACAGUGGAUGACAGCCGGAAAGGGUAUAAUCCACUCUGAAAUGCCUGCUGGAGAAGGUGUCCAUAAGGGUUUGCAGCUUUGGAUCAAUCUGUCUUCUCAAGACAAAAUGAUUGAACCGAGGUAUCAGGAGCUUUUGAGUGAGGACAUUCCAAGUGCAGAGCAAGAUGGGGCAGAAGUCAGAGUUAUAGCUGGGGAAUCAAUGGGAGUUCGAUCUCCAGUAUACACCAGAACCCCAACAAUGUACCUAGAUUUUAGUUUGAGGCCAAGAGCUCAAGUUCAUCAACACGUCCCAGAAUCAUGGAAUGCCUUUGCAUACAUACUUGAAGGUGAAGGAGUCUUUGGCUACCAAAACAAAACACCCAUAUCAGCUAACCAUGUACUUGUUUUGGGUCCUGGAGAUGGUGUGAGUGUGUGGAACAAGUCCUCAAAGCCAUUGAGAUUUGUGCUCAUUGCUGGGCAGCCACUCAAUGAGCCAGUGGUUCAGUAUGGGCCUUUUGUGAUGAACACACAGGCUGAGAUUGAUCAAACUAUUGAAGACUAUCACUAUAGCAAAAAUGGUUUUGAAAUGGCUAAGCACUGGAGAUCUCAUUGAUUGGGGUUGAAAAGGGCUUUACCAACAAUGACAGCAUUAAAGAAAUUGUAAAAGCUAGAGGGGGGAAGAAAGUUAAAAAUAAAAGGGCACCAUCAUUUCUCUAUCUCCAUCACUCACUAUCUCCAUCCGCAAGAGAGCAGUUAGAUAGGAGCUGAAAAGGAAAGAUUUCCGACUCAUUGGAACAAAAAGCAUCUAGAAGUUCAAAGUGCAGCUGGAGGAGAGUAUGUAUAGUUUAUCACUUAAGUCAUCAUGAUGAUUUGAUGGGGUCAGCUUAUCUUGGUUAAGUUUUUCUCUUUUUUUCAUAACCUUUUUUCUGUUGGGAGAUUUAAUUUAAGAAUUUUGUUUUAUAUGUAUUAUUUUUCUGACCCUUUUGGUUUAUUUCUUAUGGCUUCUUUUUUUAACCUGU
This is a messenger RNA of Theobroma cacao (cacao), 1453 nucleotides long. RefSeq names its product RmlC-like cupins superfamily protein. The record is from RefSeq and is a predicted model, not a curated record. Lineage: Eukaryota; Viridiplantae; Streptophyta; Magnoliopsida; Malvales; Malvaceae.